Euleptes europaea (tarantolino) is the source of this 1324-nucleotide messenger RNA. RefSeq names its product phospholipid phosphatase 3 (gene PLPP3). Gene Ontology annotation, biological process: phospholipid dephosphorylation; phospholipid metabolic process; canonical Wnt signaling pathway. Gene Ontology annotation, molecular function: phosphatidate phosphatase activity. The record is from RefSeq and is a predicted model, not a curated record. Lineage: Eukaryota; Metazoa; Chordata; Lepidosauria; Squamata; Sphaerodactylidae. Bases 18 to 959 code for a protein of 313 amino acids. The transcript has 6 exons.
GCCACCCUCCCCGCACGAUGCAGAAUUACAAAUACGACAAAGCGAUCGCCCCCGAGAGCAAGAACGGGGGCAGCCCUGCCCUGAACAAUAACCCCACCAAGAGCAACAGCAAGAAAGUGUUGCUGGUUUGCCUCGACCUCUGCUGCCUCUUCAUGGCUGGCCUACCAUUUCUGAUAAUUGAAACAAGCACAAUUGCGCCCUAUGAACGAGGAUUUUACUGUAACGAUGAGAGUAUCAGCUAUCCGUUGAAAAGUGGAGAGACCAUCAACGAUGCCGUCUUGUGUGCUGCAGGCAUUCUCAUAGCCAUACUUGCUAUCAUAAUAGGAGAGUUUUAUCGGAUCCACUGCUUGAAGGAGAAGUCCCGAUCCUUCAUCCAAAACCCAUAUGUGGCAGCUUUGUACAAACAAAUUGGUUGCUUUGUCUUUGGUUGUGCCAUCAGCCAGUCUUUCACAGACAUUGCAAAAGUCUCUGUUGGACGCUUGAGACCCAAUUUCCUGGCGGUUUGCAAUCCAAAUAUUACACUAACUAACUGCUCAAAAGGUUAUAUUGAAGUUUAUCGGUGCCUUAAUGCAGAUGAAAGCAAAGUCCAGGAAGCCAGGAAAUCUUUCUUCUCUGGCCAUGCCUCGUUCUCUCUCUACACCAUGCUUUAUUUGGUGCUGUAUCUUCAGGCCAGGUUCACCUGGAGAGGCGCCCGCCUUUUGCGUCCUCUGCUGCAGUUUACACUGCUUAUGAUGGCCUUUUACACAGGACUGUCUCGUGUGUCUGACCACAAACAUCAUCCAUCCGAUGUGCUGGCAGGCUUUGCACAAGGGGCCCUGGUGGCUUAUUGCAUAGUGUUUUAUGUGUCAGACCUCUUCAAACAGAAAACAAAGGUAUCUCUGCCUCCUCCUCCAAUCCGGAAGGAGAUCCUUUCACCUGUGGAUAUCAUUGACCGGAACAAUCAUCACAACAUGGUGUAAAUGAUUGACAAUUUUUUAAAAAAAACAUUGUUUUGUUUUUGCAAAAUGACUGCUGACAGCAAUUACCUGCUGCUCUCAAUCUCAUCAGACAGUAGAAUGUAGGGAGAGACUCUUACCUGACCAAUAAGGUCUUACUUGGUGGCCUUUGUAUUCUUACAUUUGCAUAAAAUGGGUGUUGUUUAACUAAGUCUAAGGCAAAAUGACAAAACAAUUCAAAACACGCAGGAAUUCUAAAUGUGCAAUUGGCUGAGUGUUCAUGUUGUAGUGAAUGCUGAAUUGUUCAUAGCUUAAUGAACACUAAAUGAUUCUAGGAAACUGGCCAUCUCUGCAUUUUUUCUCACUAUGAUGACUUCCAAUUCCUGUUG